UUUACGUAAUGAUACAUUCAUUUCAAAUUAAAGUUCGUGAAUUUCGCGAAAUGAGUGUAUUGGCAGCACUUAAUCCCACCAAAGGCGUAUCUAUUUCGCUUUUGCACGAUAUUUGAACUGGUUUUUCAGUUAGAACGUCGUUUGUUGUGUUGUGUUGUGUUGUGUUCAGUGUUGUUGAACAUGAGUGACAGCGGCAUAGAUUGUGUCGAAGGUGAAAGAGUGCACUUAGGCAACUUCAGUUCACCUAAGGUGCUCUGUGAUGAACUGAGCUCCAUUGCCAUUGAUGGACAGUUACCUAACGGGUUUCAGUCACUAAAACCUGAAUCUUCAGGAAGACAAAGGCACAAUUCUUUGUGUUCGCCAAGCAGAAAACACCCUGACCAACGGAGGCGAUCACGUUCUGUACAACUAGACAAAUCAAAUGAUUUGCACUUCGAAAAGAAGUCUCCGCAGAAGAAAUUUGUCAGUACAGCAGAAGCUACGUACAAAUUCCAGAGAAGUACACCUGAGAGAUUCCAUACAAAGCCUGUUAUAGAUGGUUCACAGAGAUGGCAAGCUAGCCAAGUAAACCCAUCUUACAAGAAAUUACGGUGUACUGUGCCACAGUCACCUAACUUUACUUCUCAUUUACGUGUCAGACCUGUAACUUACCCGUCAAAAGAGGAGCGGGAGGAGGCUGAACUGCAGCAAAUGCAAAAGUACAUUUUCAAGGCAGCACCAUUAAAAGCUGAUAUCUUAAAGGAACCACAAUUGCCCAAGAAAGUUGAUCCAAAACCAGUGACAAAACCUAGCCCAUUUCAGUUGACUGAAGUGAAGAAGUUCAUAGGGGCUGCAAAACCGAUCAACGAAUCUCAAACUGUGCGUACUAACAGGAACAUAUUUCCAGAUGAAAAGCGGGAUGCAAGAACUGAACAUAAUACUGAUCAUCCUGUGUGGGAGAACAAAGUCGCAGAAACAGUAGCUAACAAGGAUAUGGAGCAGAAGGGUGUAAAGAAAGCAACACCUAUAAAGCGUGUAACAGUACCUGCACCAUUCACAUUUGAGGAGAGGGACAGAAUAAGACAGCAGCAGAAAGAAGAAAAAAUAAGACAGGUUUUAGAAGAGGAGAAAAGAGCUCGGGAAUUCCGUGCAAAUCCAAUACCCAAAUCAGUAAAAUGUUCAGUCUCACAAUCAGAAUUAAAAUCUCACCCUCCUACACAACCCGAACCUUUCCAUUUGUAUACUGAGGAAAGAAGAGCGCAGCAUGAAGGAGCACUGAAAGCAAAACUUGAAGAAGACCGUCGAGCAGCAGAAGUGACACGGUUUAAAGCCAGGCCUCCUGUUGUCCUCAUGAAAAAACCAUUUGAACCAGUGAAACCACACCGUGUGUUCAAAGAAAUAACAGCUAUAUGUCUAAAUACUGAUAUUCGUUCAAAAGAGCGUGAAAGAUUUGAAAUGAAAAUAAAGGAAAAAGAAAUGCUUAUAGAAGAAUGCAGGAGACAACUCAAAGAGGAGCAGGAAAGAGAAGAGGAAGAAGAAAAAGCAAGACUGCGCAGGGAGGCUAUUCAUAAGGCCCAACCGAUUUCCAAAUAUGCUACUGUUGUAGUUGCAAAAUCUACAAAAGAACUGACUGUACCAGAAUCACCAUUUUCAAGAACUAAGACAUAUAAACACUGACUGAGGUUUUAUGACUUGACACUAUUUAAUAUUUGUAGUCCUUGUUUAUAUUUGAUAUGUUUUAAAACUAUAUAUUAAUAUUCUUUAAAAGCAUGUUUAAUAAAGUCUCUUGUAUAAUGAAAUGUCAAUAGUUGUCUGUGGAUAAGAAUAGGUCUGUUUUUAAUUAGACUGGGAAAGUUACAUAAAAGUAUCUACCAAAAGUGAUUACUUCAUAACAAUGGUAAUAGUGUAAUGACAGAAGGGCUCAUGUUGUUUGUACAUGAGCUUUUUCAAGAGCUAAUACAAGUAAACAAAACAAAUGAGAUUUUAUUAUUUGCCAAUGUAAUUUUAUAUUUCUUGUUUCAUUUUUGACAAAACUAUUUCCCAUACUUUUUAAAAACAUAGUUAAUAAACUUCUUAUUCUAAUGAAAUGUCAGUAGUUGCCUGUAGUACUGGAUGAUCAGUGUAUCUGUUUCUAAUUUACUAUGGAGAGUUAUGUAGAGGUGAAACUUCCUGGCAGAUUAAAACUGUGUGCUGGACCGAAACUCGAACUCGGGACCUUUGCCUCCGCAGUAUCCUUUCUUCCAGGAGUGCUAGUUCUGCAGGGUUCACAGGAGAGCUUCUGUGAAGUUUGGAAGGUAGGAGACGAGGUACUAGCAGAAUUAAAGCUGUGAGGGCGGGUCAUGAGUCGUGCUUGGGUAACUCAGAUGGUAAAGAGCACUUGCCCGCGAAAUGCAAAGGCCCCGAGUUCGAGUCUCAGUCCAGCUGCCAGGAAGUUUCAUAUCAGUGUACACUCCGCUGCAGAGUGAAAAUCUCAUUCUGGUUACGUAAAGGUAUCUGCGACAAAUGGUUACUGCAUAAUCAUGAGCUCUGUGUAUGUUCAUGGUAGUCAUCUGGAAUAGUUAUCAAUUUUAUGCAAACAUUAUGUUGUGUGUUGUAUCAGUUUCAGUAGGUUUGAAGUUCGUAAACAAUAUCUAGGCAAAGAUAAAAUUUAUUUAUACAGUAUACAUAAAUAAUUCUGUUACAGAGGCCGUCGUGAAAAUAGGCAUCUUGAGGUCAUCUAACAGUCGUACAGCAUUGCCUCUUUGUGGCACUUUCAAAUGUGAGUACUUUCCAAGUGAAAAUUCUUGCCAGUAUUGCAAAAACAAUAAAAACUGAUGUUACAAGAGCUUUUCAAGAAAAUAUAUAUUUUGACUUCAGUUGAUGGGAAAACCAGAGCCACUGGCAUAUUUGGACUGAAAAUGAUGCAUGAACAUGCUGAAAGUUUAUAGAUACAUUUCAUGCACAUUUUGUCUUGAAAACAUGAGAGUAUUCCAAGGAAAACAUAAAAUAAUGUAAUAGUUGUGCAACUGCUCUGCCUGUGUUAAAAAAGUCGUCACUGACAAAUUUGUGUUUUGUUGGACCUUGUAGAAUCGCCCAGUGAGAAAGCUGUUAAGAAAACUAUGAAACUUAAUUUUGGUAACAUCUGAGACAGUUAUUGUAGUGUACACUGUCGUACACAACAGUAAGGAGAGAGAGCCUACAGAUUGGUGCAACAACAGUCUUCGUAGGAAAGCUGGAUAGGAGCUGAGAUGAUUAACAAAAGAGUUAGUACAACAAACAGCAGAUUUAUUUAACUUGUAUCACAGGUAAUGCAGCAAGACACGAAGUCCAGAUGUCUCUGAGGAGUGGCUCCAGGUGCAAGAGUGGUGCCACCAGCCAUCCUAUAUUGUGGUGGCAGAGAGUGCUUAUAGUCCAGCAUGGCUGCAGGCAUGCUGCAUUGGGUCCACCGGAUCCUGCACAACUGCUGUUGGCAUUGAAUGUAAACUUCCAUUGCCAGCUGUGAUACGCUGGUAGAGUGAUGUCGAUACACAGUACGACAAUUAUUGUAUCAUCACUUAUCAUAAAGUUUUAUUUACCAGAGAUUCUGUGCAUGACGGUGCGUGAUUUUAGUUCCAAUGGCUCCCAUUAAUACGAUUGAGAAUAUUUUCUAUUUCCUGAAAUUUUUUUAUUUG
Schistocerca nitens (vagrant locust) is the source of this 3629-nucleotide messenger RNA. Its product is annotated as targeting protein for Xklp2 homolog. Gene Ontology annotation, biological process: activation of protein kinase activity; regulation of mitotic spindle organization. Gene Ontology annotation, cellular component: spindle; microtubule. The transcript has 11 exons. Lineage: Eukaryota; Metazoa; Arthropoda; Insecta; Orthoptera; Acrididae. Bases 181 to 1656 code for a protein of 491 amino acids. The record is from RefSeq and is a predicted model, not a curated record.